Xylona heveae TC161 is the source of this 864-nucleotide messenger RNA. RefSeq lists its product as hypothetical. The record is from RefSeq and is a predicted model, not a curated record. Lineage: Eukaryota; Fungi; Ascomycota; Xylonomycetes; Xylonales; Xylonaceae. Gene Ontology annotation, molecular function: catalytic activity. Bases 1 to 864 code for a protein of 287 amino acids. The transcript is spliced from 5 exons.
AUGGUCCAGCGCCUCAUUCGCUUUCUUGCCCGUGACGGCAAAGUCUACUACGGCGAUGCCAUUCUGCCUUCGGGUGUAACCAAUAUUGCAAAGGCGAGACAAGCCAAGGUGAUCAAGGGCGACAUCUUUGGCAAGCAUGAUGUCACGGACCAGGUCGCUGACGUCAAGUCGCUCCUCGCUCCGUUAGCAUGGGAUGAUGUGAAAACCGUCAGAUGUCUCGGAUUAAACUAUGUGCAGCACGCCAAAGAGACAGGCAUGCCCAUCCCCACAUAUCCAGUGCUUUUCUACAAGCCAUUGACAUCCCUGUCCGGUCCGUCGGACAACAUACCCGUACCGCUGCACGUACAAAAUGCCGAAGGCCUCGAUUACGAAUGCGAACUGGUGAUUGUGAUCGGAAAGCCGGCCAGAGAAGUGCCCGAGUCCGAAGCACUUGACUAUGUUUUCGGAUAUGCUGUCGGCAACGACGUUUCACAUCGGGAAUGGCAGUUCAAGCUUGGCGGCGGCCAAUGGUCUCAUGGAAAAGGAUAUGACGGCUGGGCGCCAUUUGGGCCGGGCAUUGCUUCUUCGAGCCUCAUUAACGACCCGCAAGCGCUGCGGAUAACCACCAAACUCAACGGCAAGACGGUACAAGACUCGUCGACAAAAGAUCAAAUCUUUAAUGUAGCCAAGACCAUUUCAACCUUGUCUAAAGGCACUACUUUAUUGCCUGGCGAUUUGAUCUUUACCGGAACACCACAAGGUGUUGGUAUGGGCAGGAAACCUCCGGUUUGGCUCAAAGACGGCGACAUUGUCGAGGUCAACCUUGAAGGUGUCGGAAGCUGCACCAACAAGGUCGAAUUCGAGAAAACAAAGUCAAGGCUAUAA